UUUCCCACUCAAAAGCUAAUCAAAGAACCCAUCUCCUCUCAAACAAAGCAUCAUACCUUUUUUUUCCAAAGAAGAAGAUGAUGAAAAUGACUUCUCUUCUGAUGAUCAUUUUGUUAUGCAUUCAAUGUGCCGUUAUGGUAGCGUCGGAGGGUGGUCCUAGAGUUUUCAAGGUUGGAGACGAGUUCCAGUGGAAAGUUCCACUCCAGAAUGAUACAUCGGUUUACAGCCGCUGGGCGAGCACCAACCGCUUCCACAUCGGCGAUUCUCUCUCGUUUGUGUACGACAAGGACUCGGUGAUGGAAGUGGAGAAAGAGGGUUUCUACCACUGCAACGCCAGCGAUCCCAUCACAGCGUUUGACAAUGGAAACAGCACGUUUAUCCUUGAUCGUCCUGGUCUCUUCUACUUCAUCAGCGGCUCCGACUCCCACUGCACCAGCGGACAGCGUCUCAUCGUCGAAGUGAUGCAUAUCCACCACCACCACAGCAACCACCACGCUUCCUUGCCUCCAUCCAUGUCGCCUCUCUCACCUGCCAGCUCUCCCUCUUCAUCUGCAUUUGACUCUCAUGAUGAUCCUGCUUCUUCUUCUGCUGCCUCCUCCCUGCUCGCUUCCUUCUUCCUUCCCUUUGCUGCACUUCUUGUUGCUCUUUUCUGCUUCCGACCAUAGCGCUUUUAGUUUCAUCUUCUUAAUUAGUCUUCUUUCAUUGCUAUUUUUCAGUUACUUUGUCAUCCAACUUUUUAAGAUAUUGUUUUUUUAUUACUAACCUUACGUUUUCUUC
This is a messenger RNA of Raphanus sativus (radish), 777 nucleotides long. RefSeq names its product early nodulin-like protein 7. Gene Ontology annotation, cellular component: plasma membrane. The transcript is spliced from 2 exons. Bases 78 to 665 code for a protein of 195 amino acids. NCBI's taxonomy places the organism in Eukaryota, Viridiplantae, Streptophyta, Magnoliopsida, Brassicales, Brassicaceae. The record is from RefSeq and is a predicted model, not a curated record. Gene Ontology annotation, molecular function: electron transfer activity.